Molecule: messenger RNA, 2445 nt
Organism: Sinocyclocheilus rhinocerous
Lineage: Eukaryota; Metazoa; Chordata; Actinopteri; Cypriniformes; Cyprinidae
Product: nuclear receptor subfamily 1 group I member 2-like
Exons: 9
Coding region: 417-1712 (431 amino acids)
Biological process (GO): negative regulation of transcription by RNA polymerase II; positive regulation of transcription by RNA polymerase II; cell differentiation
Molecular function (GO): nuclear receptor activity; zinc ion binding; RNA polymerase II cis-regulatory region sequence-specific DNA binding
Source: RefSeq, a predicted model, not a curated record
UAAGCCAUUUGUAACAAUGAAUGGCUAUUUUAUACAUUAUGAUAAAAAACAUAUAUUUUAUACAGUGGAAGAAGAAGAAGGAAUAAGAGUUUUUUUGUUAUUGGACAUCAAUUCUGUUCCCUUUAAAGUGUUUUUCCCCUCAUGCACAGGGAGAAAAAACCCCCCAUAAAGGAACCUUCUUCUGACACUGAAUAACCGUAUAGACUAUUAUGCUGCAGGUACUUCAGUAUUUUAGCUUAGAGCGGGAGUCUGACUUGACCAAUGCUUAAUGGUCCCACGUGGAUACCAUGGCAACACGUAAUUUCAGCUUUGUUUGGCAUUGCUGUGUGUGUAUGCGCCGUGUUCUUUCAAUAGCUUAUUUAGGAUAAAGGUCUUGCCCUGGAGGACACGCUCUAGAUUUCUGCGCUACACAGAUCAUGCAAAGGUGCUUAUUUCAGCUCAGGAUGAGUAAAGAAUUGGAGGAGCUUUCUCCCCUGGACGACUCGGGACAUGGUGAUGGGUCUGAGGAAGAAACAGAGGAGGAUGAUGAGCCCAAAAUUUGUCAAGUAUGCGGCGACAAAUCCACAGGCUACCACUUUAACGCCAUGACCUGUGAGGGCUGCAAGGGCUUCUUCAGGCGCGCCAUUAAGCGACCCGCACAGCUCUGCUGCCCGUUUCAGAACGCUUGUGUCAUCACUAAGAGCAACAGGAGACAGUGCCAAUCCUGCCGACUCCAGAAAUGCCUCUCAAUCGGCAUGAAGAGGGAAUUGAUCAUGUCGGAUGAGGCCGUGGAGAAGCGGAGGAUGCAGAUCAGGAGGAAGAGGAUGCAGGAGGAGCCUGUAACGCUCUCUCCUCAACAGGAAACUGUCAUUCAGGAGCUGCUCACUGCACAUCACAAGACCUUCGACAUGACUUGCACCAACUUUAUUCAGUUCCGGCCUUUAGAUCGGGAUCAGAAAUCCAUUUCUGAGCACGGUCUAGAACCGAACAGUGGCAGGGUCUUUCACGUAACCAUGCACAAAACACCGUCUGAAGAUGCAAUGCAACGGAACAUCAGCCUUUCCUCGCCCUCGUCCCCUUCCUCCAGCUUUCAGAGUCCUGAGAAUAAAGAGCGGAAGCAACAUAAAAGUGUCAUUUUCACUACUCUGCCACAUUUUGCAGACCUCACCACGCACAUGAUCAAGAAUAUAAUCAACUUCAGCAAAGCGCUUGCAAUGUUCAGGGCUCUAAUCAUAGAGGACCAGAUCGCGCUGCUGAAAGGUGCCACCUUUGAGAUCAUUCUGAUCCACUUCAACAUGUUCUUUAAUGAGGUGACAGGCAUCUGGGAGUGCGGCCCGCUGCAGUACUGCCUGGAUGACGCCAUGAGAGCUGGUUUCCACCGCCAUCUGCUGGACCCUAUGAUGAAUUUCCAUUACGCUCUGCGCAAGCUGCAUUUACAUGAAGAGGAGUAUGUGCUGAUGCAGGCCAUCUCGCUCUUCUCACCAGAUCGCCCUGGCGUGACACAUCACAACAUGAUUGACCGCAACCAGGAAAUAGUAGCACUCACCCUGAAGACCUACAUUGAGGCCAAGCGGUCCGAGCCAAAUAAACAUCUGCUGUACCCAAAGAUCAUGGAGUGCCUGACCGAGAUGAGGAGUAUGAAUGAAGAGUAUACAAAACAACUGCUGAAAAUCCAAGACAUUCAGCCUGAUGUGUCUCCGCUUUUACUGGAAAUAAUAAGCAAAGACAUCUAAGCCUUCACAGAGCAGAUGAGACUCGACUCAACGGCCUUGAACUCGCUAUCAGCCGCCACGCUGACCUUCAUCUGAGGACUGAAAUACAGUCAAAACCAGCGAGGACAAGGACUGUGCCUACUGAUAAUGAACUACUGAACUGUCUGCAGCACACAGGAAUUGUGAAAUUGUAUUUUUAUAAUUGUGCUACUAAAUGUAUUUGUGUUCCAGCAAUCUUUUUCGGGAUCUUUUCACAAAAGAACAAUUUCUAUGGUUCAUAACCAGAUGUAGGACGGCACGUAUUAUCUCUUACAUUCACUGUAUGAGUGAAGCUUGAAAUGUGGGGUUAGAUUGAGAUUCGAUUCACUUUUUCCCCAGUCUGCAGUAUGUAGAGAGGAGAUGAACGCUAUUAUGGCAGCAAACAUACAAAAAAAACAACAAUAUGAUACAUAUUAGUCAUUUGUGUUAAUAGUCUGUCUUGACAAAUCUGUUUAUUUAUUGUUCGUUUUUAAAUGCAAAUAGUUUUAUAAGUUAACCGCUUCUAGGUAGGCUAUGUUGUGUUCAGGUUAUGUAAAAAAUAUUCAUAUAUAAUAUCAGUGCUAAUGUCAGAUGUGAGUAGCUGUAUUUGAUUCAAACAUUUUUCAGACUAGAAUGUAAAUGGAGUUAUGAAUCUCAUAAAGAACAUGUUCCGGUCUUAAUUUACUCUACCUAUUUAAAAACAUGUUUUGCAUAAUAAAUGAAGCCUAUUUUUUAG